AUGACCUUGAGAAAGGCUAAUGCCCAAUAUUUGCUUUACUUAUCUAAGUUCCCAUUAUUAACGAAGUCAGUCACUGCAGGAAUAUUAGCUGGUCUAAAUGAGGUGAUUGCAUCGUCGUUGACUAAAGACUUCCAGAAAAUAAACAUGCGAGACCGUGAGAUCAAACAUGUAUUUAGUCCAAAGUUAUUCACAAUGAUAAUAUAUGGGAGUUUUAUCGUUACGCCCAUAUCACACAAGAUGUAUGGGACUUUAAACAAAAUUUUUAGAGAUAACUUGUCUUUUGGAAUGAAAUUCUUACAAAUUUUAACUUCCUUAACUACAAUCACACCCACUUUGGCUGCCGUUUUCACAAGUUGGGUUGCUAUAAUAAAUAAUUAUAAGUUGCCUUCUAAUUUGAAGACAUUUGAUGCUCACACGGAGCUUCUGAAGAUCAGAUCUAUAGUUGUAAAAGGUUUGAAGAGCAACUAUUUAACUAUAUUAAAAACAUCAGUUAUGACAUCACUAGUUUCGUUGGUGAUUGCGCAGAACUUCAUAAAGGCAGAACUUUGGGUUGUGUUCUUUAACGCCGUGUACUUUGUAUUAGGUACGAUUCAAAAUACGAAAAUGAAAAGACUCAACAGGAAUAUGUCUCUAGCUGAUGUCGAAAAGGAGCAAUGA
Messenger RNA from Priceomyces carsonii, 657 nucleotides. RefSeq lists its product as uncharacterized. Gene Ontology annotation, cellular component: membrane; cytoplasm. NCBI's taxonomy places the organism in Eukaryota, Fungi, Ascomycota, Pichiomycetes, Serinales, Debaryomycetaceae. The transcript has a single exon. The coding region runs from base 1 to 657 and encodes 218 amino acids. The record is from RefSeq and is a predicted model, not a curated record.